Messenger RNA from Caenorhabditis auriculariae, 2576 nucleotides. NCBI's taxonomy places the organism in Eukaryota, Metazoa, Nematoda, Chromadorea, Rhabditida, Rhabditidae. The record is from the annotation of a GenBank genome assembly.
AUGGUUCGGCCUUCUUCUCUUCUCUCAAAACGAAGACGGGAUUCAGGCGCAAGCUGGCACCAUCAAGAUCACGAUCGAUAUGGAGGAGGGCGAGCCUCUCGGAGCCACGCCCAAUGACAAGCUCGUCAUCACCAAAAUCCAAAACGGCACCAUCGCCGAGGGUAAACUUAGGGUCAGUUGAACUUUUUGAAGGUUGAAGGCAUAGAAAGUGGUUAAAGAUAUAGAAACUGGUUUAAGGCAGGAAUAGGGUUUAGGGGAAUGAAAAAUGGUUGAAAGAAAAACAACUGAUUAAAGGCGUCGAAGCUGGUUAAAGACGUUUGAACUGGUUGAUAGAAUCAUAGUGAAUAAUUCAAGACAUGAAAAAGGCUGAAAUCUUAAAACUGGCCAAAUGCAUAAAAACUAGUUGAAGGCUUGAAAACUUCAAAGGAAUGAAACUAGUUGAAGGCAGGGUGCUACGACAAGAGCGAGUUUUCCAUUCGCGAAGAGUACUGUAUGCGGAUAUUGAGUGCAUAAACUUUGCGUGUUUACACUUUCUUUGAGUGACGUCACCGGGUCGGACAUCUCGGGGUUUUAAAAAAAUUUUUUUUUCAAGAUUCGCAUUUUUCUCGAUGAUAUUUGCACGAUAAAAAACAAUAUCAAAAAAAUAAUUGAAAAAAAUUUCGAAAAAAACUCGGAAACAAACCAGGAGAUGUCCUACCCGGUGACGUCACGCAACGAAAGUGUGAACACGCAAUGCGCACAUACAGUACUCCUCUCAAAUGGAAAAACUCUUGUCGUAGCACCGAAGGCAGAGUAGCAAUGGAAAAGGUGUUUUCUUCCAGUUUUGUCAAGAUUUCCUGUGUUUUUUGGCCUUUUUCAAAAAUCCCCCGAGCUCCUUUCUUGGAUUGAAGUGCUACGAUGAAAAAGCCGCAAAAAGAGAAGAAUAGGGUUUAAAAAAUCCGAAAGCCGAGCCACGAAAGAAAUGAUUUUCAAGAAAAAAAAAGCUUUCAGAUUGGUGAUCAAAUCAAGGAAGUGAAUGGUCGUAAAAUCAAUGACACGACGGAAUUCUUCCGUGCAUUGCGCUAUGCCGCCCCUGCUGUGCAUUUGACUGUUCUUCGGUGGGAGCUGAUUGGAGUUCAAAUGUUUUGAAUCGACUGUUUAGAGACGAAAAGAAGGCGGAAGAACUGGAAGCACGUGUCAACAUCCCGGAAGAACGCGCCAAGCUCAUUCAACGUCGUGAAGGCUUCGUUUAUGAGGUGAAGCUUGAAUCUUGGCUUUAAAAGUUAGUCGACUCUGUAAAGCCCUGUCGUUGGAAAAAAAAAAGUAGGAUAGUUCUCAAAAACUUCUCAUUUUUCUGCGCGAAAAAGUCCCGGAUUAGUAAGAAUUUUUCCGAAUCAGUUACAGAUUUAGUAAAAUCCAGACAAACAGAAAAAUUGGGAAUUUUCAUAAAAACAUUCAAAAAGUUUCCUAGUGCACUCUGUGAGCUAGAAGAUCAGUAGCAGUUCUGAAAGUUCGAUAAUUUCAAAAGUCCUGAACCGGCAUCUUUAUAGUCAUCAUAGCACUCAGAAAAGAAAGAUUCACUAGCCAUCCAGUAGAGAUGAGAGUCAGGAUAGCCCUUGUGAGCUUGAAGUAACUUGACGGUUAAGCCAAAACCAAGUCCGGCCGAGAAAAAUAUGAAAAAUAGAGGAUUAGGACCAGGUCCUUUCAGAAGCGAUCCUGAAGACUUCUCCUACUCCAGAUCAAUCCAAAAAUAUCUUAUUUUUUCAGCUGGCGACGCUGAUUUGGCAAACGAACGGCCCGAAACUCGGACUCGGCAUCAAGCACUACCAGAACCGCGUGUUGGUGUCGCGCGUCGAUCCCCGGCUCUCUCGCUAGUCAAUGCCUCGUCCUCGGAGACCAUCUGUGUGACGUCGACGGUGUCCCCGUCACCGACAAGGACGUCGCCAAGGACCUGCUCGUCAAGAACAUUCAGGUUUCUUCCGUUGAAAACGUUUCUGCGUGAUCCAAGCUAACCAGACUGAAGCAAGAGGCGUUUGCAUUUUAAGAAUAAUUUUGUAUCCAUGAAUUUUCUGAAAACCGAAGCUGUUCCGUAUCGGGCUUCCUUAUCAGAGGAUGGUCCAACUCGAGUUUGGACUUUUGAAUGAGAUAAACUUCAUUAGGUUGAGUUUCUUGAGCUGAUUCCGAUUCCGAGAUUGAACAUUCUAGAAGGUCUAGAAAAAAGAAGUUACGACUACUCAAAAAAAUCAGCAACCAACAAUCUUUCAGGAGAAGGGCCGCGUGACGUUCGUCGUGGAGCGACCAGACUCUGUCGAGGCCAAACUUUGGUCCAAGAACGCUCUCUCGGCAAAUGUAACGUCUUUUCAAAUUGCUCCAAGAUUCCGUUCUUCCAGGUGAUGCAACCGCCGAGCGUGCAGAUGAACGAAGACGUGCGCGCCAUCGCCGCCCGGGAGCGUGGCCUUCUGAAGCAGCGAAAGACGCCGGAUCGCGGCGCCAUGGCCCCGGCUGGCGCCAAACGCGGCAACGUCACCAUCUGCGACAUCAACUCGCACGAAAUUGGCCACGACAACGAAGGAAAAGCCCUUCGUCGUGUCAAAUGA